AUGAAGCACAUCCAAACUGAACAAACCAUUGCCAUCCCACAAGGUGUCACUGUUGCCAUCAAGUCCCGUGUUGUUAAGGUUACCGGUCCAAGAGGUACUUUAACCAAGUCCUUAAAGCACAUUGAUGUUACUUUCACCAAGACCUCUGCUAACACUAUCAAGGUUACUGUCCACAAUGGUGACAGAAAGCAUGUUGCUGCUUUAAGAACUGUCAAAUCAUUAGUUGACAACAUGAUUACUGGUGUCACUAAGGGUUACAAGUACAAGAUGAGAUACGUUUAUGCGCAUUUCCCAAUCAACGUCAACGUUAUUGAAAAGGAUGGUGCUAAAUUUGUCGAAAUUAGAAACUUCUUAGGUGACAAGAAGGUCAGAUUAGUUCCAGUUAGAGAAGGUGUUACUAUUGAAUUCUCCACCACUCAAAAGGAUGAAAUUGUCUUAUCUGGUAACUCUGUUGAAAACGUUUCUCAAAAUGCUGCUGAUAUUCAACAAAUCUGUAGAGUUAGAAACAAGGAUAUCCGUAAGUUCUUAGACGGUAUCUAUGUUUCUUCUAAGGGUGUUAUUGAAGAAGAAAUCUAA
Arxiozyma heterogenica is the source of this 576-nucleotide messenger RNA. RefSeq names its product 60S ribosomal protein uL6 RPL9A (gene RPL9A). Gene Ontology annotation, cellular component: cytosolic large ribosomal subunit; ribosome. Gene Ontology annotation, biological process: cytoplasmic translation. NCBI's taxonomy places the organism in Eukaryota, Fungi, Ascomycota, Saccharomycetes, Saccharomycetales, Saccharomycetaceae. The coding region runs from base 1 to 576 and encodes 191 amino acids. Gene Ontology annotation, molecular function: structural constituent of ribosome; rRNA binding. The transcript has a single exon. The record is from RefSeq and is a predicted model, not a curated record.